GCUAGAGCAUCGGGCGGUGGGCCCAGCCACAGCUUACCGUAGCUAUACUGUACUAUUACCACUGCUACCCCCCGGUAACCUUCCAGCAGCCAAACGCUCGGUCUCUGCGCAAUGACGUUGCUGUAUCAGCCCCGUCAUCAAUCCGUCCUUUCUUCCGAUAAGGAAGAAAUCAUACUCGUACCAGAAGAGUACCUUACUUACCUCCCCUCCAGCCCCCGCCCAUCGCAUACUACACCAAAAUAUAGACACGUUGAGAUAGAGGCGAUUGUCUCCUGGGCACAAUGGCAGGCAACAAUAGGCUCUCAUCCGAAGACAAGGUCGAUUUUUGCACCCUGGGCAUGUUCAUCCUUGACGAUAUUGACUUUGAAGGAACAAGACCCCCCGUCAAGAAUGUCCUCGGUGGCGCUGCAUCUUAUGCAGUCAUUGGCGCACGCCUCGUUGCUGGGAAAGAGUAUGCGCGAUCCGUGAGCUGGAUUGUUGAUGUUGGAUCCGACUUCCCCACAGAGGUUCUAGAUGUUAUCAGAUCCUGGGAUACAAAUUGUAUCAUAAGAGAAGAUCAUGGGCGACUUACCACAAGAGCCUGGAAUGGCUACGGGCCGAACGAAAAGAGGGAUUUCAAGUACUUGACACCUAAAUUGCGGCUAGAGCCGUCAAUGCUAUCGGACGCACAAGUGCUUUCAAAGACCUUCCAUAUGGUCUGUUCCUCGUCACGCUGUAUGUCUAUUGUGCAGGAAAUCUUGCGACGGCGGGAGCAGUUACAACUAGAGGGCAAAUUACCCUUGUCUGUCUCGGCCACGCAGCGACCUGUCUUCGUCUGGGAACCUGUCCCAGACCUUUGCACUCCUGAAGAGCAAGAAACCUUCUUGGCUGCGAUAAAAGUCGUAGACGUCGUGAGCCCCAAUGAACUAGAGCUUGGGAUGAUGUUUGGCCAACCCGGCUGGAGCGAAGAGACAAGCUACGGGAAAGCUAUUGUGGAGAGGAUUCUUUCCCAAGGCAUUGGGCUUGACGGGAAUGGACAUCUCGUUAUCAGAGCUGGUAAAGAUGGCAGCUAUUCGUUUUCCCGAAAGCAGAGACUCUGGCUGCCCGCGUACCACCAGCCCGAUACGUCGAUGCCGUCACCUGUGGUCGAUCCCACUGGAGCCGGAAAUUCAUUCCUGGGAGCAUUGACUCAAGGAAUGGUCAGCUCGGGUAGGGCUCCUGCCAAUAUUGUCGAUUCGGUGCUCGCGCAAUCUACGACCUGGCGAAGGGCAAAGAAGGCUGGCAGCGCCCAUGAGCAUUUCCUAUCAGCUCUGGUCUUCGCUACCGUAGCGGCGAGCUUUGUGGUUGAGCAGAUUGGCGUACCGCAGAUUUCUACAUCUACCGAUGGAAGAGAGCUUUGGAACGAGACUGAGUUCACGGAACGGGUCCGUCUGUACACACAGCGCUUGUAUCGAACACUUGAAGAGUCUCCUCAGAAGCACUCGCAGAUCAACUGACCGGUUGAAGAACGCCCUUCUAUUGUCGUACAGCCCUCAAAAAAAUGAUGAAAACAAAACCUAUCAUGCCACAGGAGACCUUCGCAAUUGCAUUUUAUCCCACUCGCUUCUUAUUUCCUGCCAACCACAUUAUGAAUCCUGCUUCGAGGCUUGUUGUUUUCUCUCGUGUUCGAUGAUUUCCCUGCUCCAGCUAUAUAGACGAGAUAGAGUCAAUGACCACAUGCUUAGAAACGCUUGACAGGGGAUUGGCUGGGUUAAACUGACUAGCGACUAGGGAAGAAUCUGCCAGGCUCGGGCAUCUUGUCGCGGUGCUCACGGUCGGCGCUGAUGCUCCAGACAGUAGCAGCAAUUCCAAUCACUGUGGCACCCAUGAUGGCGGUGUUGAGCUUCCAGUUCGCGGGCUGAGCAUACCAGCCUCCGGCGGGAGACCAGACUUCCUUGGGAUACCUGCGCGCGAGCCAUCGGUCAG
This is a messenger RNA of Aspergillus fijiensis CBS 313.89, 1944 nucleotides long. Its product is annotated as ribokinase family protein. Lineage: Eukaryota; Fungi; Ascomycota; Eurotiomycetes; Eurotiales; Aspergillaceae. The transcript is spliced from 3 exons. The coding region runs from base 282 to 1475 and encodes 397 amino acids. The record is from RefSeq and is a predicted model, not a curated record.